AUGGUUUCUUCGGAUGAAGAGACUAGUCGGAGACGAAGUAGAAGGUUGGUGAUUGCUGGGGAAAUCGGAAAUGUUAUAUUGAUCGGGGUAUUGUACCUACAUGCAUUAUUAUGGCUGAAUACUCUCAACUGUGAAACUUCGGAAUUCAAAUCUUCCCCAGUUCGAAUCAAACGAGAUACGAAACAAUUGCCAGUGGACCUGGAAGAUUACACAAUUAUUAUUGGUCAAGAUACUAUUAUUCCUAAAAAUGUUCUCGAUCGCUCUUGCUCUCAAGUUCAUCAAUAUUGUUCUGAGAAAAGCCAGAGGCUCACUGGAUUCCCGGGAGCCAGAGGUUCCCCAGGUGACCAGGGUCCAGUUGGACCACCCGGGCGUCGUGGUCCAAUGGGUAUAGUUGGUCCGAUAGGUUUAGUCGGAGAACAUGGAAGUGUUGGUGAAGCUGGAAGGGAUGGCAAAUGUAAUUGUCCGUUCCCUGAUAUGUAUGUCCAAAGAGUUCCAAUCCCAGGACCACCGGUUAUCAAGAUCGAAGAAAAGAUGGUUCCUGUUCCAGUAGUUGUUGUGAAGGAAAUCGAGGUCACUAAACUUGUUCCAUUCGAACCCACACCACCUGGAUUCGGACCACCAGAAGGAUGGGCACCUGGAAUGCCGAAACCAGGAAGAACUAGGAAAUUGCCAAGAUAUUCUACAGUAAGACCACCCCCAACACCAAAAAAGAAGACAACUCAACCACCGAUUCAUGUUGUGCCAACAGAAAAGAACCUCACGAUGGAUGAAUGGAAUGCUGAGAUGAACAUCAGUACGCCAAGACCUUAUAUGGGUCCACCUACUUUGGGGUACAAUCGGAAAGAAUGCAUUCUUGCUGCUGUGGGAAUCCCGGUUCUUCACGCUGAAUCCCAAUACGGUCGUGUCGGUUCCUGGAUGCGUGAUGCUCUGCCGAAUUCAAUGAAAACUGCAAAAAGACGUUGGGUAACUGAUGGAUUCGCGAGCCCCGUGCUUUAUGAAUACGAAGAUGAGAGACAACUUUUGGACAAAGUUCAAAAAAUCAAGUACUAUGUGGAUUACCUGGCAUCUGGAACUGGAAAUGUUGUCUACAAUGGGAGUUAUUAUUAUCAUAAGCAUGGUACAACAAGUCUAGUUCGAUAUGAGUUGGAGACUGGAGUACAGGUGGAGGCCGAGUUGGAUCCAGAUAUGUCACACGUGGAUUGUGGCAGACUGCCAGAUCAUACUUUCGAAGAAUGCAAUGCAACUGAUAGACAUGUUUGGUUGUAUGACAGACCACACAACUACGUGGAUUUCGCUGUGGACGAGAACGGUUUGUGGGUGAUCUACGCCGGCGCAGACUCUGAAACCAUGAAAAUGGCAAAGUUGGAACCAGAUUUAUAUGUGGUCAGUCGAUGGGAUGUGGAAGUGAAUACAACUGAUAUUGCUGAUUCAUUUAUAAUGUGUGGAGUAUGGUAUGGCCUGAAAAGUGCUUAUAAUCUACAGACACAGAUCACACACGCUUUCGAUUUGUACAGAAACGAUACAAUCCCUGGACAAGUUGAAUGGUACAAUCCGUAUCAAGGGCUUACAAUGCUUCACUACAAUCCAUUGGAUGCCAGACUCUACUUCUUCGAUAACAGUAGUCUUUUGUCGGUUAAUGUCAGAAUUGAGGAAGACUUGCCAGAGUAUAUUGAUGAAUAA
Messenger RNA from Caenorhabditis remanei, 1680 nucleotides. RefSeq lists its product as uncharacterized. The record is from RefSeq and is a predicted model, not a curated record. The transcript is spliced from 9 exons. NCBI's taxonomy places the organism in Eukaryota, Metazoa, Nematoda, Chromadorea, Rhabditida, Rhabditidae. Gene Ontology annotation, biological process: signal transduction. The coding region runs from base 1 to 1680 and encodes 559 amino acids.